AUGGAGUUUAAAGGCAGUGAUAGAGGCCCAUUUGUGCCCGCUCUGAUCAUAGUGGAUAUGCAGGAAGACUUCUGUCCACCCAAGGGAUCUCUCGCCGUUCAAGAUGGCCGAACCAUUGCCCCACUGAUCAACCAUCUCCUCUCCCAGCCUGGCUUCGUGACGCGCAUCGCAACUCAGGACUAUCACCCCGCAGACCACAUUUCCUUCGCCAGCAACCACCCCCCACCGAACAACCGACCCUUCGAAUCAUUCAUUGAGAUGAAGAACCCCGCUCCGGAUAGGAAGACUGAGACAAAGCCGCAGCAGCUGUGGCCGGUCCAUUGCGUGGCUGGCAGCCCUGGCGCCGAGAUGAUUCCCGAGAUUGACACCAGUCGCAUUGACUUGUUCGUGCAGAAAGGCAAGCACUCGCAGGUCGAGAUGUAUUCUGCCUUUGCGGAUGCCUUUGGAAAUCUAGACCCUGCCGUGACGGCGCAAUCUGUCAACGUGGAUAUCGCAUCGGAGCUUGAGAAGAAGGGUGUUACGGAUGUCUUUGUUGUUGGACUGGCGGGAGACUACUGUGUGAAAUGGACUGCUAUCGACGCUGUCAAGACUGGAUUCCGCAGUUGGCUCAUUGAAGAGGCCACAAAAUGCGUUGUCCCUGCUAAUUGGGGCGAGGCCAAAAAGGAGCUGCGAGCAGCGGGAGUGUCGGUCAUCCACGCUGACGAUGCGAUUGUGAAGAAGCUGGCAGUAGCAGUGGCAUAA
Molecule: messenger RNA, 741 nt
Organism: Penicillium daleae
Lineage: Eukaryota; Fungi; Ascomycota; Eurotiomycetes; Eurotiales; Aspergillaceae
Product: nicotinamidase
Exons: 2
Coding region: 1-741 (246 amino acids)
Source: RefSeq, a predicted model, not a curated record